Molecule: messenger RNA, 6512 nt
Organism: Chelonia mydas (Green sea turtle)
Lineage: Eukaryota; Metazoa; Chordata; Testudines; Cheloniidae
Gene: PUS10
Product: pseudouridine synthase 10
Exons: 17
Coding region: 1823-3307 (494 amino acids)
Biological process (GO): tRNA pseudouridine synthesis
Molecular function (GO): pseudouridine synthase activity; RNA binding
Source: RefSeq, a predicted model, not a curated record
ACUUUUAUUUCAUUUAAAUUUAAAAAAUUGAUUUAAAUAAAAUAGGAUAUUUUUGAUUUUAAAAAAUCAUUGAUUUUUAUCCACCCUGCCUCCUCCUUGUCUACAAAGUCUUAUCUCAUUUGCCCACCGCCUACAUCUGUGUUAAUUUCCUUCUUCUCCUCUAAUUGUUCUACCCAUCUCUCCUCAUAAUCAUCUUUCCUUACCACUCCCGUGUAUUCUCCCACUCCCAGGUUAAUUCAUGCUUCCCCUCUGCUUGAAAUAGUUUUUCACUUCUUGUCUGUCAGUCUUCUCAUCUCUCUCUCUCUUUACUUUUUCAAAUUCCUCUUUAAAACCCAAUUUGUCAAGGAAUCCUCUACUCCCCAGUGCUGUCCACACCCUCCAUAUUUAUGCUAUUGUCCUGUGUUAUGUCUGUCUUAAACACUAUUGUGGCUCUCAAUACCUAGCUCCUAACAUCAGUAGAUCUCAAAGUGCUUUACAAAGGAAUUCAGUGUCAUUAUCCCCGUUUUACACAUAGGGAAGCUGAGGCAGGGAGCAUUGAAGUGAUUUGUUCAUAGUCACCCAGUAGGCUAGCUGUAGAGCCAGGAGUUAGAUCCCACGUCUCCUGAGUUCUGUACAGUGCCCAGUCCUCUGGGCCACAUUGACUAGGUGAACUAUUGUGCCUGCACACUAUCAGUUGCAGGAUCAGGUCCUUAGAAAAUUAAACUGGUUGGGACAAGGAACAUGCCUCAGUCUUUGAAGUCCCAUGUAAGUUUAUUUCACUGUCUUAAGCGAUUAAUGAUAAUAGUUUGAGUUAAUGACCUUGCUGAGAGAAUGAUCCUAAACCUUUAAAUUGAAAAUGUUAUUGUUCCAAGAGAAAGUUGUUUAUAGAACUUAAAGCCACCAGUUUGUCUGUCCUAAGGUAGCAUUGUGGAGGCAGGACUCUCCGCCCCUUGACAAAAGUCUGAGCUCUGGGGAAGAUAAGAUGAGUCUGGGUCACAUGUGUGUAUUUAUAAAAUUUAACCUAUAGGGCUAGCCUGCUUGAUUGCCUAUAUAUUUUUUCUUAUGGAUUUCUUAUUUUCUUGUGGGUUUGAUUAUUUGUUUUAUUAUAAUAGAUUUAUAGGUUUAUAUUAAAGUAUUUUGGCUGUAACCACAAGAAACCUACAGGCCACAUCCUACAGGUUGAGCUUAAGCAAAGUUAGCAUACACAUGUUUGGGACCUUUCACCUAUAUAGGUGAUGAUGAGAGAAAGCAUAAGGUCCAUAUAUGGAUGCGACCUUUAACAUAGAUAGGUAAAGGAUACGUAGAGGUAGGUUGGCAUGGGGGGCUUCCUAAAUUCAUACCCUCUGUAAAUUUAACAGGAACACCACAAGGAAAGAACCAAAAUAACCGGGUAGGACAGAAAUAACAAAUGUGAGAAUGAUCUGAUGUCAUUAAUAUGUAUGUAUAUGUCAUCAAUAUGUACAAACAUACCAGCCUGUGGUAGCCUAACAUUUUGUGGUUGAGGAAACUAAGUUUGGACAUAGAAGGAGGGCCUGAGUGCUUGAGCUCUAUAAGAGCGGUGACCCACCAUGCCAAGGAAGCUUCUAAGGUUCUAAGCUUCAGGGGUUAUAAGCUUCAAGUUUCAAGCCUUCUUUGUUUAUUAGUCCAUUAGUCUGUUAGUUCUUAACUGUAAGUUUUAGGUCAGUUAGUUAAGUAAAACUCUAAGUUAGCUUCAAUAGCUUUUAGCUCUUUAGCUUCUCCUAAGCUUUGCACCUCCCACGCAAGAAUUGAGGAACCUGGACCAGAAGUCCCUUGGCAUGCCAGAGGCGAGGCUAGUUCUUUGUCUCUUACAACCAGGUUAUCAAUGAAGAGUGAUUUGCUUAGAGAGCUGCAUGAAUUCCUGGAGUACAAUAAAGAAAAAGAGGACAGAUUUUGUUGUGAAAUAGCUGACCCCCCAUGUAAGAGAAUCAGACUUGAGAACAUGGGAGAAGGGGCUGAGGAUUUGAAUCAAAAUGGGGCCCUCCAGCAGACCCCUGUGGCAGAUGAUGUAAAUGUUGCUAUGGCGAACUCUACUCUGAAGGUUUGCAAUGUGUGCUUGGGAAUUCUUCAGGAGUUCUGCGAGACAGAUUUUGUUAAGAAGGUGUGCCAAAAGGUUAAUUCUGCUGAGUACCAGUUUACUAGCUUUGUAUUUUCUGUGUCGCUCCCACCACAGUUGUCUGUUAGAGAGCAUGCUGCCUGGCUGCUGGUAAAAGAGGAAAUGGGAAAACAGGGCCUGUCACUGGCAAAAGAGGACAUUGUUCAGCUGAAAGAAACAUACAAAUGGAUUAUUCAUCCCCUAUUCUCAGAGGAGCUGGGUGUUCCUGCCGAUGGAAAGAGCUUGUUCGAAGUGAGUGUGGUCUUUGCUCACCCGGAAACUGAUGAGGAUUGCCAUUUCCUAGCCAGAGUGUGUCCAGACUGUUUCAAGCCAGCGAAGAAUAAACAGUCUGUUUUCACAAGAAUGGCAAUUAUAAAGGCUUUGGAUAAGAUAAAAGAAGAGGAUUUCCGUGAGCAUUUUCCAUGUCCCCCAAGUUCACCAAAGAAUAUCUGUGCUGCUCUGGAAAUUCAGUGCACUAAUGGUGCAAUUUUUGUGGCUGGAAGGUACAACAAAUAUUCAAGGAAUUUACCACAAACUCCCUGGAUUAUAGAUGGAGAGCGAAAGCUGGAGUCUUCAGUGGAAGAGCUGAUUUCAGAGCACCUAAUGACAGCGUUUAAAGCAGAUAGUUUUAAUUUUUCAUCCUCGGGAAGAGAAGAUGUGGAUGUGAGAACGCUAGGCAGUGGAAGGCCCUUUGCAAUUGAGCUUGUGAAUCCUCAUAGAAUACAUUUUACUGCCAUGGAAAUGAAGGAACUUCAGCAGAAAAUUAAUAACUCUUCAGACAAAAUAAAAGUUCGAGAUUUACAGCUUGUCACCAGAGAGGCCAUUGGACAUAUGAAAGAAGGAGAGGAGGAAAAGACAAAGACCUACAGUGCCUUAAUAUGGACAGAUAAAGCAAUACAGAAGGAAGAUAUUGCACUUCUAGAUGAUAUGAAGGAAUUAAAGAUUGAUCAAAAAACACCUCUGCGGGUUCUUCACAGAAGGCCUUUAGCUGUAAGAUCUCGUGUCAUUCAUACCAUGAAAUCCGAGUACAUAGAUGACCAUCACUUUCGCCUGCAUCUGAAAACUCAGGCAGGGACUUACAUUAAAGAGUUUGUACACGGAGAUUUUGGAAGAACAAAACCCAAUAUUGGCUUCCUACUUAAGAGAACUGCUGACAUUCUGGAGCUGGAUGUAGAGUCUGUUGAUGUUGAUUGGCCUCCAACCCUGAAUGAUUAGAGUCUUUCAUUCAGAAGAAGAGUGGGAAGAGGAAGAGUGACUUGACUCUCUUAUCAGGAGCUAACAACAAAUUGAACUGUGUACUGUAUGAUAACUUGUUUAUCCCCUGCAAAAUAUUUCUGUUGAACAUUUGGAUCAUGUUGAUCUGUCAGGUUUUUUUAAUUGGCUUAAAAACUCAGGAUCAGUUGAUGCUUGUUCAAUUAAUUUGCAGCCUUAUUGUAAAUAAAUUACCAUCCCGUGUAAAGGGGUCUCUGACAGGCUGUAUUAAUGAUGUAUUAAUAGCAGUAAGUGGUUUCUUUUAAAAAAAAUUAUUUAGAGAGAUGUCCAAACCCUGAUCUUUGCAAGCUAUACCAAAUAUGCUUUCCUGAAUAUUGUUUGAAACCCUUUGAUUGAAAGGAGAAGUUCCCCUCCCUGCAACCACACAUACCCAUAUAUCAUCUAAUUUUAUUCCUAACCAGAAAAAAAAAGUAGACACGUUUGUAUCAGAUACCAUAAGCAUAAUCUUAUCUAGAUGUUUGUACCACUUCCCAGAUCAGCAGUCUAAAAGCCUGUUCCUAAGUACGCCAAAGACUAUUCAUAUAAAGGAUUUGUUAUAGUCUGAUCCUGACAAUUCUCAGUUAAUAUGGAAUUCUGAAAUCAGUGGGACUACUCCUGGAGUGAGGAGUACUCAACAUGCGUAGGGGCAGCAGAAUCGGGCCUACAAUAUUUCCCCGAUAUAUGUACUGGUGCUGGUUGGAUUUUGACUAUUGUAGGGGGGAGGGGGUGGCUAAAAACUUUAUACCCAAAAAUUCAGUUCAGAAAUUCAGGAGGUGCCUCAUGGGAUUUGUAGUUCAAGUACCUCAUACUCCUAUUCUCUUCUGUAGGCCAGGGUCCCUGACCAGCCUACAUCUCCCAUGUCUCCCCUCUUGCUGAGCCCCUGUGUGCAGCAUGAGAGAUGUAGUCUGGCUGGGGAAGCCACCACAUGAAGGAGAGUGGGGACAUGAGGUGCCCAAACUACAACUCUUUCAGGGACCGUAGUGGCAUUACUGAACAGAAAUAUUUGGGGUUUUGGCUGACAAACAUGUUGCGGUUUUUCUGACAUAAGCUGAAAAUUCCCACAGAAAGUAGCCAAUUUUUUUGAAAAAUUUCAUCUAGUUGAAAACUCCAUUUUCCAUCAGAAAAACAGUUUUAAUUGAUUUUUUUUUUUUAAUCAUCCCUAGGGUAUACUUACUAUGUUCAUUGAUUAAUUUUAUUUUAUUGUGCUACUUCUUUAGCAUAAUAGUGGCAGGUCCAAGUUCCUCUGCAAAAGAGCCGUAAAAGUAGCCAUCUGUUUGUGUUACAUUUUGUGUGCAGGUUUACACCACAUCCCACUUCCUGUACAAAAAGUGAAAGACAGAUAAAAAGUUCAAGUCAUGAUAGAAUUUUAGCAUGAAGUACAGAAAAGGCCUAAUCUAAAGAAAGCAAGCUAAUUCACUACCCAUAUGGCUCUACCUGCAGUAGGAACGGUGAGGCUGUAGUAUAUGUGGUUUUCUGGCAUUUUUAUGUCAGCAAAAACAUUUGAGUCCAGUCUGCGCUACCAGUGGUGAAUCACAAGGCCCCGAUUUGCCACUGUAGCUGAAGCUAAGGUAUAUAGAAGCGUAUGAAAACUUGUGUAUAAAUUAACAAGUCCCCACUUUAAUAUGUGAGUGUGAAAUGGCCUCACAGGUUGUAACCCAAAUGAGAAAUUAAGAGGACUGCCUUACAACACGUCUUGCUAUAUUUGAUGAAAUCAAGACUGAGUGAGUGCAUCAUAGAGCUAUUUCUGCUCCUAUGAAGCACAAAAAGAUGAAUACAGAUUCAGGAAGAAAUUGAGGGGAUUUGGAAUUAUUAAAGAGGCUUUUUCUUAAAAUGUUUCAGAAAUAUGUCAGGUAUUCUGCAAGACACACUGCUAUUUAUGUGGUGGUGGGGGGAGGAACUGUUGGGUGGACUGUACCCACUGCUAGGGUCAGGAAAGACUCAUUAAAUUAGUUCCUCUUCUCCACUAUCUCCAACAUGUAAACAUGGAUGUAGGAGUUCAAAAGUACAUUUCUGUUUCUUUCUAGAAUCAGGAGCAUAAUUUAGACUACAGGUUUUGUUUCUAAUAUAAAAGUUACUAUGAGCAAACGCUUCCAGCAGUAGUUGACUUAGAUAAUCAUCUGUGUGAACAGUUACAAACACUAAGAAAGGAGACUAUGUGAAUGAUGGAAAACAUAAGAAAUUGAAUGCACAAAAGAGAAACCCAGCAUAAUUGUCUUGAUUUCUUGAACCUAUUAAUAAUGAUUUCUAAAUUCCAAAAUCUAUAGGGAAAAAUCAGCAGGAAUAGACAUAGCAGAUAUCACACAACAGCCCCUCCUGUCUGCUACAAAGCUAACAAGGCAAAAAAAGAGAGAGAGCACGCUGCUAGUGCUGUCUUAGUACAAAAAAACACUCUGGUCACCAUUCUCUCUAAUAUAGCGUGUGCUAUGGGAGCAAUGAAGACACCAUUUAGAGCUAGAGUGUAGCUGGAUGAUGAGAUUGUAAGGGCUAUUUUAAAAUAUAGGGUCUAAUCUCCCUUCCUUGCAUCUGCAGAGCUCCCAAAGAUCCUGAAUCACAACAGGCUUUCCCUAAUAUAUCUGCAUUGGGGGUGAAAGUAACUUAACUGACUUACUGGUACAAGAGUAGCAGGGGUCCUGGGCAGGGGGGGUGCCUCUGGGCCCCCAGAAGGGGUGGGGCUGAGGCCAGGGCCAGACUUCCCCAGUCAGUACUGCCCGGCCCGCGCCAGCGAUUGAAAGGGCCUGGGGUUCCCGGCUGUUGCUACCAUGCCAGUGGAGGCCAGGAGCCCCGGGCCCUUUAAAUUGCUGCUGGGCUCCUGGCAACUACCACGCCAGCAGCUGGAGCCCUGGGCCCUUUUAAAUCGCCGGGCUCCGGGGCAGCUGCCUCUUUUGCCCCCCCCAUCAGCGGCCCUGCCCAUACAGUCAGCUGUGUACCAGCAGCCACUUUCUUACCGGUAUGCCGUACUGGCUUACUUUCACCUCUGGGUAUAAUGCACAUGAAACUAAGGUGGUAGCUAAGGUGCCUAUACACAUAACCAUCCAAUUAUGUUCAUUGGCUACGUAGUGAAAGUGAUCACAUAAAAUAUAAAGAAAAUUUUGAAAAGCUAAUAUAAUUUGUUUUGCAACUUUGUUAAAAUCUGCAGGUUUAACAAGAAAAUAAACCCUUCUCUCCUUCA